This is a messenger RNA of Lycium barbarum (goji berry), 3731 nucleotides long. Its product is annotated as putative late blight resistance protein homolog R1A-10. Gene Ontology annotation, biological process: defense response to other organism. Gene Ontology annotation, molecular function: ADP binding. The transcript is spliced from 2 exons. The record is from RefSeq and is a predicted model, not a curated record. Bases 600 to 3302 code for a protein of 900 amino acids. Lineage: Eukaryota; Viridiplantae; Streptophyta; Magnoliopsida; Solanales; Solanaceae.
GCCGCUAGAGGUUGUGCCAAACGAAGGGCUUACAUCCUAAGAACCAGAGUUGGGUGUGGAUUCGCCAUAAUUUCAAUUCAAUAUUUUUGAUAUGCUAUUGGUGUUUACUCCAAGUCUUCAAUCAGAGCAAAUAAACAAAUCGGUGCCUUUUAAAUUAAGUAGAGCUGUCCAUCAGAAGAAAGAAAAUAUAUUAAAGAAAACCUUAGUCAAAACAAAACGGAUAACUAUUAUACUACACCUACUCCUCUGACUUUGACAAAGUAAUUCAAUUAAUUUAGUGAUAAACACAAAGCUGAGGUGGUGUUGGGAAUUAAUUAAAGGGCGUUAUACAACAAGCUGUGUGAUUAAAUGAUUGGUUAAAGAGCUGAAUAACUUUUUAUUGUGAUACUUGCUGGUACUAAGGUCAAAUCACUGUAUAUUGAUGUCCUCUUGAUCUUGUGAAAGGUAUUUCAAGUGAAAAUCUUUCUGUUACAUCCUUAUUUUCGUUUCUUAUUAUCUCGUCCGUUUUUGUGAUCUCUUCAAAACUACACUACAAAUUUCGCAAAAAUAUUAUUACUGUCAAUUAAAAAAAAAAAGAUUGUUUGAUAUCUUGAGAAGUGAUGGCAGCUUAUAUAGCUGUAAUUUCUCUUCUUCAAACAAUUGAGCAAUUUCAGCAGAGACACCCUGAACUUGUUCAAGGUUUUACUGCUAAAACGCUCGAAUCCCUUCAUGAAACUGCUGAGUAUUUUCAAAAUGUUGUUGAAGAAGCUGGCAAGAGUAAAUUUGAUGCUGAAAAAAAGAAGUCUUUGGAGGAAAAAAUAAGAGCUGCUGCUAGUUAUGCAGAAGAUAUUGUUGAGAUGAAGAUUUGCCAAAUCAUCGAAGACUUAAACUUGAAAUAUGGAAUGGCACCUAAAAGUUCACUAUACAAGAAUUUGCUGCCAUUUGUUGAAAGAGUUGAUAGAAAAAAGAAUGAAGUGAUGGAGAUUGUUUCUGAUUUUAGCACAAGAAUUCAUGAUAUUGAUGAUGAUCAAAUUUUGGAAUCUGCUGAGGAUUCCUUGAUUGGCGCUUCUUCUAGAAGUAACCCAGUGCUGCAACAUUUUGAAGAUGAUAGCGUGCACGGACUUGAUGAUGACUUGGAGAUAAUAGUUAAAAGAUUGACAGAACGGUCGUCAAAUUUAGACAUUGUCACAAUAACAGGCAUGGGUGGCAUUGGCAAAACAACACUCGCUAGAAAAGCUCAUGAUCAUCUAACAAUCAAGAAUCAUUUUGAUCUUCGUAUUUGGGUUACAAUAUCUCAAGAAUAUGGAAGUAGAAAUGUGUUGUUAGAAGCUUUACGUUGCAUUUUAAAGAAUAAUGACAUCGAAAAAGAUUAUGAUAAGAAGAAUGACUGUGAGUUAGCCGACUUGGUGCAAAAAAAACUAAAGGGUCCAAGAUACCUUGUUGUUGUUGAUGAUAUUUGGAGUACGGAUGUUUGGGAUAGCAUAAAAGGAAUAUUUCCUGAUUGGCGCAAUAAGAGUCGAAUCUUAUUGACUACUAGGGAAUCAAAGGUAGCAAUGUAUGCAAAUCCUAUUAGCCGUCAUGAAAUGAACCUCUUGAAUUUAGAAAACAGUUGGAAGUUACUUUGUGAUAAGGUGUUUGGACCAAAACAUGAUCAUCCCGAGUUGGAAGAAACUGGAAAGAAAAUAGCAGAAAAAUGCCAAGGACUACCCUUGACAAUUUCAGUGAUUGCGGGACAUCUCUCUAAAGUGGCCAGGACGUUAGGAAGUUGGAAGGAUGUCGCCCGAACCUUAGGUGAAAUCAUUGCUAGUCAAACAGAUAAAUGCUCAGGAGUGCUCGGUUUGAGUUAUCAUUACUUGCCUAAUCACCUCAAACCUUGCUUUCUUUCUAUGGGUGGUUUCCCAGAGGAUUAUCAGGUUGAGACUUGGAGAUUGAUUCAAUUAUGGAUCGCUGAAGGUUCUAUAAGGAGGCCUGGAAGUGAUAAAAGCUUGGAGGAAUUGGGAGAAGAUUAUUUGGAGGAUCUUAUCAGCAGGAAUUUGAUAACUGUUAGAAAAAAGAGAUUCAAUGGUGAGAUAAAAGCUUGUGGAAUGCAUGAUCUAGUGCGUGAAUUCUGUUUGACUGAAGUUAAAAUGACACAGUUUAUGCAUGUUGAGAUAACUGACAAAGUCCCUACCUUUAUGCAUGAUGAGAUAGCUGACAUAGUCCCUACUCUUCCAGCACAAAAGCAUAAUGGUCGUCGCUUCAGUUUUCAAAUGCACGGUUAUUCAGUUGAUGAUUGCUGCAAGCUGUUACCCUCAGUUGCCAGAUCUAUCUACUUAUUUUGUAAAUUCCGACCUUCUGUAAACCUUGAAUUUUUCUCCCGUUUCAACCUUCUCAGGGUAUUGGCCAUCUUUCAUGAAUAUGAAUGUUAUCGUAAAUUUCCACUCGUUAUUACAAAGUUAUUUCACCUGAGAUAUCUCCAAAUUCAAGCUUACGGCAAUCUUCCUGAGUCAAUAUCAGAGCUUCAGAAUUUGCAAACUCUAAUUUAUGAUGGACGAAAUAAUCAUACAACUUUACCAGGGAAGAUAUGGAUGCUGAGGAACUUGAGGCAUAUAAAUACGAGGGAACCCUGCUAUUUACCCAGCCCUAGAAGAAAAAGUAUCUCAAAUAAGCAUCUUGUGAUAGGGAUGCCAAAUAUAGAGAAGCUUUCUAAUCUAUGUUUCACCAGCUGUACAAAUGAAAUUUUUUCUCGCAUUCCCAAUCUAAGGAGAUUGAUUGUUCGUCAUAAAGGGGGUAGGGCCAAUCGCCUUAUUGAUAUUUCCAUCUUGAAAAAACUCGAAGCAUUCAAGUUUGUCAUCGAUGCUCUUUGGUCUAGUCCUCCACCGAUCUCCAUCAAACGGUCUGUUCUCCCAGCAUCAAUUAAGAGGUUGACUUUAUCUGGCGGGUUUUGUUUUCCUUGGGAAGAUAUGUCAACUCUUGUCAUGUUGCCAAACCUUCAAGAGCUCAAACUUAAAAAUCGUGCAGCCUAUGGUAAAGAAUGGAGAUUGAGUGAUAAAUACAAAUUCAAAAGCCUAAAGUUGCUGUUAUUUCGCAGCCUAGAUCUUGAGCAUUGGGAAGCUAGCAGUGAUAACUUCCCAAACCUAGAACGGCUUGUUCUGAAGAUAUGCAAAUAUCUUAAGGAAAUUCCAACAGAUUUUGAGGAAAUUUGUACUUUGGAGUCAAUUGAGUUAUAUCAGUGCGGCACUAGUGUUGUGGAUUCUGCAAAAGAGAUUGAACAAGAACGAUUAAAUAACACGGGAAACAAUUCCCUUAAGGUUUAUGUCCAUAGAUUUCACUGUAAGUUUUAGAUCUCUCCCAAAAAGAAAAAAGAAAAAAAAACCAUUAUUCACCUUAUUAAUUACUUCAUAUUUGCUACAGUGGAAUUUAGAUGAUGACUUCUACUUUUUAUCUUGCAUAUAUGCAGGGGAAUGAAGCUUAUUUUGAGGGACCAUCUGACGCUUUAGAUUUCGAAAAGUAACACCUUUCUUUUAUGUUCUUAACCUUUGUUAAAUAUUUGCUUUUUAGGAAUAAGCAUGUUUAAUGCAUGCCUUGCCAAUUUGUGAUUUAGUAUUUUGUAAAGGGCUCCCUUGUGUAAAUCAUAACUAUUGAUGUACUUUAAUAGGUGUAUUUAUUUUGUGUUAUGAAUGGAUUUGGAUUCCUAUUUCACUUACUUGAAGUCAUGGUCAUCUUAUUAAAGAAAAGCGAGUUGAGCUGUUAAUUGAUGAUGUUAUGGACAA